Laetiporus sulphureus 93-53 is the source of this 1077-nucleotide messenger RNA. RefSeq lists its product as uncharacterized. The record is from RefSeq and is a predicted model, not a curated record. NCBI's taxonomy places the organism in Eukaryota, Fungi, Basidiomycota, Agaricomycetes, Polyporales, Laetiporaceae. The transcript has 7 exons. Bases 1 to 1077 code for a protein of 358 amino acids.
AUGCAAGAACGAAGGAACACGGACGACGAAUUCCGCGUGCGCGCAGACCUCGACAGAGGAGAGCAUAGCAGCGAAGAACCUUCUCUAGCUCGCGAGACAGGUUCUUUCAUAGACAUCGAGACUCUUGUAGCUCUCCGUGGCAAGCUCCAAGAAGCCGCGCUCACGAUUGAGACCCGAACUCAAGCAAUCGAUUCCCUGGAAGAGCGAAUACGUUCAUCAUCAGCGACGAUCGAGCUUCAGAAGUCAGCUCUGCUCGAGGCCGAAGAGGCCAAAGCGACUGCUGAGGCAGCGAAAGUAAGGGCCGAGGAGGAGCUAUCUGGCACACAACAACGGCUCGCUUCGACGCGAGCUGAGCUUAACGAGACGCUGAACGGGUUCGCGGCCGUGCAAAGAGAGUUGGAGAAUGCAACAGCUCUGACAGAGUCUAAGGUGGCCGAAGUAGAUGCAGAACGUCGAUCUCGGGCUGCGAUCGAAAAGGAGCUAUAUGACGCCCACAAGCAGAAGCGAGAGCUGGAGACUGCACAUCUGCAGAUAGACGGACCGCGCAACACGCGAGAAGAUCGAGGGGCAAUAUAUGAAACUCAAGAGAUCGCAGAGAGGAUCGCUGAAGCUGACGCUGCGCGCGAUCUCCAGGCCGGGCUAGAGCGAGAGCUAUGUGCGUCGCAGCAAGAGGAACAACAGCUCAAAUCUAUUCUCGCGAGCGUUCGAGCAGAACUGGAAGCACAGAUUUGCGAGACAGAUGCAGCGAGUGCUGCUCUCGCAAGCUCGGCCAACCAAGAUUUGCAGGACACGCUAGCACAGACAGCGGCCGAGCUUGAUACCAAAACAUCCAAGCUAGAAGCAGAGCGCAUCGCGCACAACAAGCUCGAGGAGAUGCUCAGCACGGUGCAGGAGGAACGGCGAGAGACGGCGGCGACGCUGACGCGCAUCACUGGAGAAUUGCAGGCACACCUCGUCGGACUUAAAGAGGGACGCAGAGCGCGUGCCGCGAUCGAGGACCAGCUGCGUGCCUGCACCUCGGACCUCGAAAAUACCAUUCUCCAGCUCCGGAGGAACAACGAUCAGCACUGUCAAUGA